Heterobasidion irregulare TC 32-1 is the source of this 420-nucleotide messenger RNA. RefSeq lists its product as uncharacterized. The transcript is spliced from 2 exons. NCBI's taxonomy places the organism in Eukaryota, Fungi, Basidiomycota, Agaricomycetes, Russulales, Bondarzewiaceae. The record is from RefSeq and is a predicted model, not a curated record. The coding region runs from base 1 to 420 and encodes 139 amino acids.
AUGCUGGGUGCCAGCGGUCCCGUCACGGCCUAUCCCAUGCUCCUGCUGUCCCCGAAAGGAACGUUCUCCCAAACCCUCUUUCGGCCGCAGCUUGCAGCGGAGAACUCGAGCGAGCGAGCGUUAGCUCAGGGGCACGCCGGGCUCGUGAGUCGUCUCGUGGGGCCAGACGCGCCUCCGUGUGGCCAAACCUGCAUAUGGUCCGUCGGGCUCCCGCUUGAAUUCAAAAGCGUCACUGGGAAUCUCUCGCUCGCGUCCAACGGUUCGCACACGCAUUCGGGGGUGCGUUCGCGUGCUUCCAAUCGCUUCCACGCCCGGCUGGGUCGCUGCCUGCUCGGGCGUCUUGUGCUCAGGCGUGCUCGGGAACGCAGGCGUCUAGAAGGGGAACUACGCUCCACGGACUCGCUCGCGCGCACAAGAUAG